AUGCUCAACGGCACAGAGUUCUUGCUUCGACCUGCACUGGGCGUCCCUGCUGCCGUGACGGUGCGCGACCUGAGGCUGCAGUACAGUAGCCGAGCACCUGCGGUCAUCGACGGUGCCAACCUUACCGUACCUAAGGGCGUCAUCUACGGCCUCCUAGGCGCCAGCGGCUGCGGCAAGACGAGCCUGCUCAAGUGCCUGGUCGGCCUGUGCAAGCCGAACUCCGGCAUGGUGCUCGUGUUCGGCAAGGAGCUGCAUAAGGGACUCGUGCCUGGACCAGGCGUGGGGUUCAUGCCACAGGAGCUCGCUCUGCACGAGGACUUCACCAUCGCGGAGAACAUGUACUUCUUUGGCCAGCUGCUGGGAAUGCCGUGGGAACUCAUCUACAACAGGAUCAACUUUCUCUGCUCUUUCUUCCAGCUGCUGCCCGCCAACCGAUUCGUCGCAAACCUCAGCGGUGGGCAGCAGCGGCGCGUGUCGCUGGCGGUGGCGCUGAUCCACUCGCCGCCCUUCCUGAUCCUGGACGAACCAACCGUGGGACUGGACCCGGUGCUACGAGACGCUAUCUGGCGCUACUUCGUGGUGCUGUCGCACGAGCAGGCCACCACCAUUGUGGUCACCACGCACUUCAUCGAGGAGAUCGCCGACGCCGCCCUCGUGGGAAUCAUGCGCAACGCCAAGAUCUGGUGCGAGAAGCCACCCUCGGAGCUAAUCAGCCUGUACGGACCGGGCACACUGUCCGACGCCUACCUCAAGGCGUGCCGCCGACUGGACUUCCCCGACGAGACGGACCCCUCACCUCCCCCGCAGCCGGUGAAGCCGCUCGAUGUGAAGCUGGCCAGCAUUCCGGACGCCCUGUUGACUUGGAAGAACUGGGCCUCGGUGCGCUCCGUCACCCGAGUUCGGGCGCUGGUCGCCAAGAACCUGCUCAAGAUCAUGCGCCGACUCGUCACCAUCGUGUUCCAGCUCGUGAUGCCGUCGUGCGUCGGCGUCGUCUUCUGUCUUUCGUGGGCGGCAACCCGACCGGCCUGCCCAUGGCGGUGGUCAACGACGACCCGGGGGGCAUGUACGGGAAUACUUUACUCUCGUUCAUCGACCACGACAUCAUCACUCAGAAGCCGUACCCGAACCUCGACGAGUCGUUCGCUGCCGUGCGGAGAGAGGAUGUUUGGGGCACCAUCCACAUACCCAGGAACUACACCGACAUACUCAAGCGGCGACUACACGAUCCGAAACGCCAUCGUCAAGGAGCUCUACCGGGCCAACGACGAGGUGCUACAGUACGCCACCAGCAGGUUGAUUAACAAGAGCCUUUCCAUCGAGCUGCUCAAGAUAUCCGACCCGUUCUACCAAGCCUUCGACUUCACCUUCCGGGAAUUCAUGAGCCCCGGAAUUAUCGCCUGCACUUUGUUCGCACUGUCCAUCACGCUCACGGCGCUGCUGCUGGUCAGCGAGGACCAGGGAGGGAUUCAAGGACGGUGCGCCGUGGCAGGGCUGAGCACCACCGAGGUGAUAAUAGGGCACGCGCUGGUGCAGACGGCGCUGGCCUACGUGCAGACCGUGUUCAUGCUCGUCGUGUUCGUCAGCGUGUUCGACACACCCGUGCGCGGCUCCAUCGUGGUGGCCUUUAUCAUUCCCGUCUUCAUGUCAUUCACCGGCAUGAACUUCGGGUUCUUCACGUCGUCGGUGUCCAAAGACGAGGCAACGGCGCUGCUGAUGUCCAUGGCUGCCCUCUACCCUGCGCUGCUCAUGGGAGGGGUGCUGUGGCCGGUGGAAGGGACUCCGACCGUUCUUCGGCCAGUGAGCUACGCGGUUCCGCAGGCGCUGCCCGUGCAUGGACUGCGGGGCGCCAUGCUGCGAAACUACACUCUCGCCAACCGCCAAGUGCAUUACGCCAUCGCUGCCAACGUCGGCUGGACGCUGGCAUUGCUGCUGCUCGCCAUCUUCACAUUCUCAUACACGGCCAAGUAGAACACGGGGGAGGGGGGGGGGGGGAACCUCAUCGGCGUUCCAUGCAUCUCUCCAUUCCGACAGAGAGCAGUCGAUUAAAAAUGCAGCGUCAUCAGUGUCACGAUCAACACCAUGUCUGCUAAUUUGUGAACAGCAAAUGUGUAUGGAAUUUAUUAAUAGACUGGCGAAAUAAACUUUCUCAAGACGGGUUAAGCUACAGCGCCGCUGGCACAUUCAGAAGGAAAAUAAGCCCACAUGUGCGCUUACACGGAGCUGAUCGUUUCAU
Messenger RNA from Dermacentor silvarum, 2233 nucleotides. Its product is annotated as ABC transporter G family member 23. NCBI's taxonomy places the organism in Eukaryota, Metazoa, Arthropoda, Arachnida, Ixodida, Ixodidae. The record is from RefSeq and is a predicted model, not a curated record. Gene Ontology annotation, cellular component: membrane. The transcript is spliced from 15 exons. Gene Ontology annotation, molecular function: ABC-type transporter activity; ATP binding; ATP hydrolysis activity. The coding region runs from base 1 to 1968 and encodes 655 amino acids.